GGUGGAUUAUGGGACUAAGAUGUCUGCAAUGAGAGCGAGAGCGAGGAAAAGAGAGAGCAUGAGGCAUACAGACUGAAAGAGAGAGCCAGAAAGGGAAAAAAAGGAGAAGGAGAAGAAGAAAAUGGAGGGAACCCCUCAGCCUGAAAUGGGCCAGGAACGGGGUAGUAGAUGGUCUGUAAUCAGGGGAGAAGCAGCAGAGCCUCACAUGGUGAAGCACACACUCCCGUGUCCCACCCCCUCUCUCACUGACACAGCAGGAACAGAGUAACCAGAUGCAGAUAUGUCUCUCCUGUCUCAAGGAGGCCCUCCCAGGUGGGGCUUGUGCUCUGCUCUUUGUUUCCUCAUCGUGUUGCUUCCAGAAGCCAAAGCUGACUUCCAGAACACAACCACUCAGCGCAACGGUGGGGGAGCUCAGUGUGGGGAGUAUACUAACCAGGUGAUGGAUGAUGGGAUGUGUCGCCUAGUGGCCACGCUGCCGCAGCUGAACGAGCAGAAGUGCCCUGACAUGUUCCGUUGCUCUGACGAGGUUUCCUACUGGCUGAACGAGAACGAAGAGAGGAAGCAGCAGAUUGUGACACUGAAGGAGACCAUCUCUGAGCUGCAGGAGGAGCUGAGGAACCAUCGCCACCGCAUCAAAGUCCUCGAGCUGCAGAGUGAAGAGAGGAACCACUUGAAUAUUUCUUUGGAGCAGCGUUUUCAUGACCUGGAGAUUCACUAUGUUGAAGCAACCACCCUGCUGCAUCUACAGGGCACUUUGAUUCUAGACCUCCAGAACGAGCUCCAAAAUCUGACACUCAUGGUGGACAGAGUGAAAAGAAGCCCUGGUUGCAUGGUCAACAUCGUCCGACCCAACUCUCUGAUGAAUGCUCAAGAAGCAUCACACCCAGAGCUUCAUCAUGUUAGGAACUGUCCCAUUGACUGUGCUUCCAUCUACUACAAUGGAGUGAGGAGGUCAGGUCUUUACACAGUGGUGCCAUCACUCGCAGGCAUGCCUGUGGAGGUCUACUGUGAUAUGGACACAGAGGGGGGUGGCUGGACUGUAAUCCAGCGGCGCCUGGACGGCUCAGUGAGCUUUGACCGCAGCUGGAGGGAUUACAGGGACGGCUUUGGUGACCUGCAGUCAGAGUUCUGGUUGGGUAACGACCACAUACACGAACUGAGCACUCAGGGAGAAUACACCCUCCGCAUCGACCUGGAAGACUGGAGCAGUAAGCACAAACAUGCCCUCUACCAGAGCUUCAGUGUGGAGGAUGAAGAGCAUCAGUACCGUCUCCAUGUGACGGGAUUCAGUGGGACAGCCCAGGACUCUUUCAGCUGGUACCAUGAUAAGCAGGGCUUCAGCACGCCUGACAGUGGGAACAUCUGUGCUGAAAUCUCCCAUGGCGGCUGGUGGUACAACCAGUGCUUCUAUGCCAACCUUAAUGGCGUCUACUACAGAGGAGGCCAUUACACACCGAGAAGCCGGGGGCCGCUGGGUCCUGAUGGGAUCGUUUGGUACUCCUGGAAAGACUCGGAUUAUUACUCCCUUCGCAAAGUCAGCAUGAUGAUCCGGCCACGCAGCUUCCGAAGCCGUUUGUCACCCUGACCUCCUACAUGAACCAGACAGGAGAUAGGGACUCACAAGGGCAAUCUCACGGUGACAUUGAGGCGAUGAUGACACCCACUCCUCCUUUCAACUGCAGAGGAAGUGAAUGUCAAUUUCGUAAACAAGCGCAACAACUCCAGCUGCAAUUGUGAAUGACAUACUUGAUCUUUUUAAAACUGCUGAGUCAUAUUUCAGCUACAUAUUUUUUGGAAAAAACACUUGAUAGAUAUAUUUUUCUGUCAGUCAAGGGAAGUGAGUUCUUUAUUUUCUACUUGUAUUUUGUACGUUUAGUUUGAUACAU
Molecule: messenger RNA, 1886 nt
Organism: Labrus bergylta (ballan wrasse)
Lineage: Eukaryota; Metazoa; Chordata; Actinopteri; Labriformes; Labridae
Product: angiopoietin-related protein 7
Source: RefSeq, a predicted model, not a curated record